GCACCUCCACUGCAAAGAUGGUCAACGUGCCUAAAACCCGAAGGACUUUCUGUAAGAAAUGUGGCAAGCACCAGCCUCACAAAGUGACCCAGUAUAAGAAGGGCAAGGGUUCCCUGUAUGCCCAAGGAAAGCGGCUCUACGAUCGAAAGCGGAGUGGUUACGGUGGGCAGACAAAGCCGAUUUUCCAAAAGAAGGCCAAAACCACAAGGAAGAUUGUGCUGAGGCUUGAGUGUGUGGAGCCCAACUGCAGAUCGAAGAGGACGCUGGCCAUUAAGAGCUGCAAGCACUUUGAACUGGGAGGAGACAAGAAGAGAAAGGGCCUAGUGCUCCAGUUCUAA
Messenger RNA from Mesocricetus auratus (golden hamster), 338 nucleotides. Its product is annotated as 60S ribosomal protein L36a-like. Gene Ontology annotation, molecular function: structural constituent of ribosome. Gene Ontology annotation, cellular component: cytosolic large ribosomal subunit; ribosome. NCBI's taxonomy places the organism in Eukaryota, Metazoa, Chordata, Mammalia, Rodentia, Cricetidae. Bases 18 to 338 code for a protein of 106 amino acids. Gene Ontology annotation, biological process: translation. The record is from RefSeq and is a predicted model, not a curated record. The transcript has a single exon.